AUGUUGGCCCUUCGCUUAACAUUGUUAGCCUUCCUUGCUGGGUUGCUCUACAGGGCUGUAGGCCAGCCAGUUAUCAACCGUGUUGACCCUUCAGUAGGCAGUCUUGCCGGAGGCACCAGGCUGGUAAUCUAUGGCAAUAAUUUUGGGGACAUGUACACCACUAGCAGCUCUGUUUAUGUAGGUCCGUAUCCCUGCAAUUUAAUCUCCCACUACUCGAGCAGCGAAGUGUUGACCUGCGAAACCAGCCCGGGCUCAGCCGGUACUUACCUGGUUUAUGUUUCAGUCGGCGACUAUGAACCCGCCAUGUAUGGAGGAUUCACGUAUACAAACGAUAUUACGCCAACUCUCAAGGCUGUCUUGCCGCGUGCGGGGCCGCCGGGAGCAGACGUGUUCAUAUACGGUGACAGGACCUGGUACAUGGCGUAUCGCGACUGCAUUGAGUCAAACUGGGGCGAUACGAGCUGCGUCGGCAGCAUUCUUUUCGGCGACUACCUCUGCAGGCAGGACCCAGCCGACCAAGACUCGCCCAUCAUCAUGACCACCAAUCAGCGGCUUGGCGGCUACCUGUACCGUAUCGGGUGCACUAUGCCAGCGCAGGACAGCAACAACACUCAGCCCGCCCUCGGCACGGCAGCCAAGUUGAAUGCGACCAUCCACUUUGAGGCCAGCAUGCGUGGUGGUGCACCGACUGCCCUCCCUUCGUCGUUCCUGUACGAUGUCGACAGCGUGCCCUACCAGUUUCAGCUAUACCCAGAGGUUACAGGUGUGUCGCCCGCGACCGGAUCGAAUGCGGGUGGCACCUUGGUCAAAGUCACCGGACGUGGGUUUCCCGACUUGAUGCUGGACUUGAAUGAUACGAUUGCCAUCUCUAUUGCCGGUGUGCCUUGUGACAUCGUGAACAGCACUUACGACACGCUCUUCUGUGUGACCGGCCCUAAGCCUGCGGCCACGGCAUCCCCUAUUGGCGGGUUGUACCCUGCAAUGCGUGGCAUCGAGUACGAGUUUUAUAAUGGCUCGCGGCUGUCAUAUGGAAAUCUUUGGCAGCUGAACAACACCAUCAAGGUGCAGGCUUUGAAUGGCUCUUACCGUGCCGUGCUGACGGGUUCCUGGGAAGGAAACGAAUAUUCCACGCCGUACUACUGCAGCCGCAGCAAAGCGUUUUUUACAGCUCCCCGCGCCGGGAACUACAGUUUCUACAUGUCCGCAGAUGACUAUGCCCAACUGAAUGGGACAUGGAAACAGUCCAAUGGCGCAUUGGUAUCGACCACACUCAUCAACCUUCAGUCCUGGACGUAUAUUGACAACUUCUUCCAAUACGCAUCGCAGCGGUCACCGGAGGUCACCCUGAGCGCAGGCCAGAGUAUACUUCUGGAGAUGAACCACUGCAACGGCCCCUCUGUCGGUGCCCCGCAGCUGGCCGUGCGCAUGCCAGUCCCAGAGCCGCGGCUGAACUCCCUAUCAGAGAUACAAAAGAUCUCUAUCUCUGCGACCUUUUUUCCUCGCUCAGUUGCCAUCAAAUAUCUGUAUGGUGCUGGCGCCGCCAUGACUGCCUUCAACAUCACCAUCAGCGCCCUGAAUGACACUGCCCUGGAUGACCCGCAGAUCGGACUGUAUGUGCAGAUCAACGGCGGCUGGGAUAUUGUCCUUCCCUUGGGUGCCACCACCGGUGCAAUGGAUGACCUGGUGGAAGCCUCCCUCGGUGGAAACUUCACCAAGAACGACACCUUGUUUGGCAUCCGCAAGACCCGCGCUUAUGGCACGCUGACGCUGCAGAUGGCUGCUUUGGAUGGAUCCAUGGGAAGCUUCGAUGUGACUGCAGCGAGAUUGGUCCUCCUUCCCCCGCCGCCGCCGCCCAUGGCCAACACCUGCCCUUCUAAUAGCAGCACUGCUAUCAACGUCACAUCUAUCUAUCCUCCUCCUGCUCCUGAGGCACUACAGAGUGUUGGUACUGGUUUUGCAGUUGUUGUGUCACGAGCCCAGGCGGUCCCUGCGGUCGUUCCUACAGGCGACUUCCUGUUGGGGCUUUACGGCAGCGUCAACACAUACAACGUGUCAGCAACUUCCAACUCCACAGCGAUGGUUGCUGCAAUCCAAAAUGUGACUGGUUACAACUCCUAUUACUAUUCGGUGAACGUAGCCGAUACACGUGAAGGUGCCUAUUUUGCACGCAUCUGGAACAUCACCUUCACCUACUCGUGGUUGGACAACGUACCGGCACUGGUGGUCGGGCCUUCAAGUACGACACCCCCGGGCGCAUUACUAGCAAUGGAGUCACGCAGCGCCAGCCCGCGCCUGCAGGGCUCCUUCAAGGUGGCCUUUGGCAGCAGCUGCGCAUCUGUGAAAAUCAACCUUGGAGACUCCUCCGAAACAAUUAAGGCCGCACUGGGCAGCCUGCCGGGCCUGGCGCCACCGAAGCAGGUUGAUGUCUCAGGCGACGGUACCAGCGGCUACGUUUACACCAUCACCUUCGACCCAAUCAAUAAUCCUGGAGAUCAGCCGGAGCUGCGCAUUGCGGAUGCAAGCGACCUCCAGGGUGUGAACCCCACGGGUAGCAUCACGACUGUGUGGAAUGGCACCACUGACGCCUUCUACGCGCCCAUCCCGACGGAGUUUCUGCGCCUGGCUGUUUCGCAACCUGGGACCAUCAACUUGCAAGUCAACGGCGUGCCAUCGGCUUGUGCGGAUGCAAGCGGCAUCUGUGGGUUUUUGUACUCUGAUGCUGCCACCCCACGCAUCACAGGCGUAUCACCGACUAGACUCGCAUUCAGCAGCCAGGCGAGCUUGCCCCUUACCAUUACUGGUUCUGGUUUCAGCAGUGGCCCCAGUGUGGAGGAGUAUUGCUGGUCACUGCCAGAGACGGCUCGGGCACGAUGCGAUGCAACAGGUUCCGCCACAUGUAACUUUGGGUACUCGACCGAGCUGACACCUGCUGUGGACUAUCUGUACCCGAGCAGUGGGAGCCUGGGGACUCGCAUCACAGUCGUGGGCAGCUACCUUGACACGGUGACCGAGGUCCAGUUCCUGCAGGGUGGCGUGCUCAAGGGCACCGGGAGCAACGUCGACACCACUUCCAUGUACGUUUUCUGCGAUGCUCCCGAUCUGCCACCGGGUGUUUACACGAUUCUCCUGCUCAAGGCGAAUGGCGAGAAGUCCGUGGAUCCGUAUGGCAAAGGUACCUUUACCUUUACGGCCUCAAUCGACAGCGUAACCAGCAAUGUGGGGUCGCUUGCGGGUGGGCUGCCGCUGGUGCUUUCAGUUGGCGGCGCCGGCCUGGCCGUCGGUCCGGACAACUUGACCGCCAAUGCGAUAACGAUUGCCGACUUGCCUUGCCCCAUAUUGUCGGUAAAGGACCGCACGGAAGUGACCUGUCGUGCGCCAGGCAUUAACGGCUACGUGUCUGCUGAGUACUGGAAUUUGGGAGUGUCAACUUUCUCCAUGCCCGACAUCUUCAGCUUCACAAAGCCCCGUAUUUCCCGGAUUGAGAAAGGCACAUCUUUCUCGUGGGGUACCAAGUCGCCAGAGCCGGGCGUGAUCAACUUGGACUAUUGGGCUGCUCGCUUUACCUUUUACUACCAGAUUUCUGUAACGGAGAACGUGACCUUCUACAUGUAUGCUGAUGAUGAUGCACGCCUUUACAUCGACGAUGUCCUGCUUGGCGGUCGCUAUACCCCACUGGACACAAUUCUAUACCCUGGCAUGCGCAAAAUGGUCAUCACGUACGUGGAGUAUACCAGCAUGGCGUCUCUCUCUGUGUUGGUCUCCAGAAGGCAACCUGAUGGAUCGCGCGGACCCUUCGCUAACUUGGAGUGGCAGAAGGUUACACCGGUACCUCCAGGAACGCCACUGCCAGUCAAGCUUACAGUCAACGGCAUUGACUCCGUGACACAGUGUCCCGUCACCAACCUGACAGUUGUGCUGCCAGGCCAGCCGAAGGCGCCGUUUGAACCGUCGUGGGUGCAGACGCCCAACACAACAUGCUCUUAUGUGUACUCAAUUUGUCGCACACCGUCACUCUCAAUAUUGAGCGGGAUUACGUUGAGUGGUAUCAUGCAGCCCACCUUCAACAGCACCAACACAACCUUGAGCAUCUUUGGCGAUUUCCUGACGGACCCAAGCCUACCCGCCGCGUCCCAGAUCAGCGUCACUCUGGCCAACCAGCUGUGCAGCAUUGUUGGUGUCGCACCGGUGACGGUCAACGGCACCAACACAACCAAUAUCAACUGCACGGCGCCCGCCUUGCCGGCUGGGCAGUGGCCUGUUAGCAUUAUGGUUGAGGGCCUGGGUCUUACACGCCCCACAGCGACAGCUGCGACGGACUUGCCAAUCGUGACCUAUACGGUCAGGGUUCUUAAUUACACCUUCAACAACCCCAACUCCAAGUGCUAUUUCUCCCUGUUUGGUGGCGGCACCUUCAACAUCACCGGGUAUGGGUUUGUGAAGGACUUGGUCGAUACGACACUUCAAGUCAACAUGACGGCUGCUUGGGAAACCGUCUUUUGUGGCUCAGGAUUUUCGAACUCGCCACCGUGCCAGGCUGUCAACUCGUCACGCCUGAAUCUUGUGCCGCUGGCAAGCGACGGCUUCACUGCAUCAUUUGGGCUGACACGCUUCAAGGUGCCUAAUCCUGAAGCCUUUGCCGGUAACAACAGUAUCAGCGGAGUCAACUUGCGGUAUAAGCCGCGGGUAUAUUACACGAGCAACGGCACAUACGCUGCGACUGCGGGCGCUGAGCUCCUCUACUUUUGUGGUGGCCGCACGCCCGCCCUGUCUGGCGUGACGCCGUUAUCUGCACCACCCGACGCUGGUGCAACCCUGUCGCUGACCUGGUACUUAUCGGGAGUUGGCACGCUAAACAACACUAUCACGGCACCGGCUGCCAAGAACGGCGCCAGCAAUGCCACGGUUGAGUUUGAGGUCGGGCCGACGGUGCUGCCCUGCCGCAACCCAGUUGUCACGGAUUUCAACAUCACCAGCACCACCUAUCGCGAGGCGAUUUCCUGCACCAUGCAAACUUACAUGCCGGCCGCGACGUAUACGCUAUGGCUGUGCAUCCAGCCUUUUGGCUGCGGUCUUUUGCCUGCUUACACUGUACCCCUGACCAUCACUGCUAUGUCUGCAACUACUGGCGGGAGUGCUGGUGGUAUUACCGUGGUCAUUACCGGCAAGGGGUUCGAUACCAACACCACGCUUGUAUCGGUGCGCUUUGGCAACAGCACAUGCAAGGUCAUCAGCAGCACCGCUACAUCGCUGACCUGCGUUACCGGUCCCCUGGACACCAAGCCAGUGAGCCCAGUGACGUGGCCCUUGUCAAUUACGCCCACUGCCGGCACCAACGAGACCACCCUGUCGAGCUUCACUUUCACUUUUGACCCAGCCCUAGAGUCGACAGUGAGCGGCAUUGUCCCGGCGCGCGGCUCCACUGAAGGUGGCACACCCGUCACUAUUACGGGCGCAGACUUCCGUACCGGCGUGAGCACCACUGUCAGCAUUGGCGAUGUCGCUUGCCAGUCGGUUGUGGUCGUCAACAGCACCGCCAUCACCUGCACUACCGGUAAGCCGCCCAACAGCAUCCUUCGAGUUCCGCUGCCGGUGACGGUGCUGCAGCAGGGCCGUGGCUAUGCACGCAGCUCGGCUCAGUACCAGUACAUCGACGUGUGGAGCCGCAACAGCACGUGGGGUGGUGGACCCCUGCCCGGCUACGAGGACUCGGUCGUAAUUCCAGCUGGCGUGACGGUCCUCCUGGAUAUCAGCCCGCCGAAACUUUAUGUGAUUGUCUUGGAAGGCAACCUAGUUUUUGAUGAUACCAAGGACUACAUUAACCUGCAGGCUCACUACAUCAUUGUUAAGGGGGGCAAUUUCACCAUUGGUAGCGCAGAGAAGCCCUACCCCGGCCGCGCCAACAUUACCAUGCAUGGGGCCCCAAAUAGCAGGGAUCUUCCGAUGUAUGGCGCCAAGGCACUGGCCGUGCGGCAAGGCGACGGUAUUGAGUCUGGCAACCUCAUUGAAGGCAACCUGGCCAUUCAUGUCAAAGUAUCAGACGCGCUGCUCAACACCGAUACCACCCCAGCCGCUUUCUGGAUUACCAAUCCAAACAACACAGUGCGCAACAACGUGGCUGCUGGUUCGGCGGCUUAUGGGUAUUGGUAUCGCAUGCUGGAUAAUCCCGAGGGCCCGUCAUACACGACGACCAUCUGCCCCAAGUUUACACCCCUCCUAGAGUUCACCAACAACACCGCCCACUCGAGCAUGUUUUACGGACUGCGUAUCCAUCCAGAGUUCUACCCCCGUAACAUCCCGUGCAACGGGUUUUCUGGAACGUUUGAGCAAGUGCCUGCGGUGUUCAACGGCCUGGUGGCCUAUAAGAACGGCAUGAAGGGCGCCGUCGGCACUCAGGUUGGCUUGGUGCAGCUUGUCAACGUGAUAACAGGCGAUAACGGUGGUGGGCCCAAGCAGCACGUUGUCAACGGCAAGGACCAUGGUGGCGAUCUUGAAUUGUCAUGGGUGGUCGACGACCGCAGCCGUGUGGGGUUACAGAUCACAGAGAUGGCCGGUAUCGUGAAUGCUACCAUUUACGCGCGCACCAGUGUUGGAAAGCGCGGUAAUGCUGGUCAGUGGCCCUCAUGCCGCCGUGUGGCGGGUAUCAUUACACAGAGUCCCGUCCUAGGCGACUCGAAGCACUCUGCAUUAAUGAGCCUAAUCAACGUAACAUUUGUGGACUUCAAGGGCUGGGAUGACUGCACGCUAUUCUCCAUGUUGGAGGCAUGCGGCAAGUGCAAGACCUUCCAGGGCGGCUCUACCACAUUCACAGCCAACAUCUCUAUCAUCACAUCAGACAACAGCAGCUCCAUGAUGUCAUACUGGAGCUGGGGCCACCAGGGCGUCUACCUUGACACAGACGGCACGUUACUGAACAACAAGUCGCUGCCCGCUUCGCUCUUGCCUAAUGUGGGCACCAACGUAACUCUUGGCCCCGGGGCUACCUGGCAUUCGUCGGUCGAAAGCGAGCUGUUUGAUCCCAACGAAUGCAAGUAUGUGCGGAACACACGCACAAGCAACAACGGAGCAUAUUGCAGCCCCGGCUUGUCGUUCCGCCGCGUGAUGCUUCACGGCCACACCCCCGAGUCCAUCAUGUUCAAGGACCUCAUCCUUACUUCGUUGGCCACCAAUCGCACAUCUCUUGUGCACUUCACCAAGUAUAACGAGAACGGUUACCAGUUCACUGUCGCCACUACCCGCGACUAUUGGGUGCAAUGGGACAUGCCUUUCCGUUUCGACCCCGACACAUACCAGCUGCACAAGAUGGACUUGAUGAACACGAGUGACUACGUGUACAUUACCACAAAGCACAUUCAGGUCAAGGACCACUUCACAAUCAAUAACAACGACCAGUGGAACAACUUGACCGCGAUGCCGCCUCCCACCAACUCAACCCACGGCAUGUUCUACUACAACAAAACCAAGGCGCCUAAUUCCUGGUGGUGGAGUAACCGCACCUAUAACGACACCAAGUUUACAGUCUUUUUAGAUGGGCGCCUCGACACCACCCUCGACAUGAAGGCAUUCACCUGCCCUAACACAGGCUGCAGCAAUGUACCCGAUGCCGUUGUGGACAUCCGCGACGGCACAUUGUACUGGUCUAACACGAGCACCUGGAACACGAGCGCCGUGAACAACUUCCGCAAACCAGUAGCUGGCGACAAUGUGACCAUUCCGUACGGCUGGGACCUGGUCAUUGACGAGUCACCACCGCCGCUGCUGGCGCUGACCGUUCAGGGCAAUUUACGCUUUGACACCACGCGGGACAUCAACCUGACCGCUACCUAUAUUAUUGUCAUGGGCCAGGGUGUGCUGAGCGCUGGCAGCGCCACGGAGCCGCACCCCGCCAAGGCCACUAUUCGGCUGAACGGUGCUCGCGACACACCCGAUUAUGGCAUUGAUAAUAACCUUAACUUGGGCUCCAAGGUGCUGGCAGCUCUUUCAGGAGGCACAAUCAACCUGUACGGCAAACCGGCCCGUAAGCGCUGGAUCAAAUGCAACUCCAGCGACAAAAUGUGGGCGGGGAAGGUGCUGGGCUUGUACCGCUACAGGUCGCCAUUGAACAGGGAUAAGUUCGAUGUGGUGCUGGAGGUCGAAUGGCAUGCUCCCCUGCUGGGGAACAACAGUGAUGCCGAAGUUGCAGUCAACCAGUUCAUGAAUGUCCCCUUGGUGGACACCAGGGCUGCCAUAAGCGGGCGCCCUGUGUGUUCUUUCAAGAAGCUACAGCUUCAUGCGGGUGGCUGGCUGGGAGGCCCUGCAGCCGCAGACCCCAUGGGCGAGGUCACGGUAGCAGCACAUUAA
Volvox carteri f. nagariensis is the source of this 8337-nucleotide messenger RNA. RefSeq lists its product as uncharacterized. Lineage: Eukaryota; Viridiplantae; Chlorophyta; Chlorophyceae; Chlamydomonadales; Volvocaceae. The record is from RefSeq and is a predicted model, not a curated record. The coding region runs from base 1 to 8337 and encodes 2778 amino acids. The transcript has 19 exons.